Molecule: messenger RNA, 2206 nt
Organism: Anopheles stephensi (Asian malaria mosquito)
Lineage: Eukaryota; Metazoa; Arthropoda; Insecta; Diptera; Culicidae
Product: protein FAM98A-like
Exons: 4
Coding region: 272-1912 (546 amino acids)
Cellular component (GO): tRNA-splicing ligase complex
Source: RefSeq, a predicted model, not a curated record
CAGCCAGCAUUUUCUGGCCCCCGCGGAUAGUGAACGAUAAAAUAUCCCCGAGAGAUUUUUUCGUUCCGUGCUGCAAGGAAAGCAACUGUUUAUCCCCAUUGCAGCUGCAUUUUUUGCACGCGAAUACAUUUUCCAACCAGCAACUUCCAGUCCCACUCACGUUCUUUGCGUUGGAAUCGUUACUGUGGUCGGCUAAAGCAUUCCCAGCCGUACGGUUGCAAAAGCCGGCUUUUUGUGUUCCAGCUCUCUAGCAUAUCUCAACGUCGGUGGCAUGGCGGCAGAUGAAGCACAACUAAUCUACGAGUUGCGAAAUGUUGGGUACGAUGGGCCGUUCCUCGAUCAAAACUAUGCAUCGACGGCAAUUUUUGCCGGUCCGCAGAGUGGCGAGUUUCAGGACGCUGUGAUUUGGCUGACGGAGGAAAUCCGGGUACUGGGGAAGCUGGAUGAGCGUGUAGGCAAGAGUGACGAUGCGAAUUCAUUCGUGUUGGAGCUGUCGGCGUUUCUGAAGGAUCUCACCUGCCCGUACUCGAGCCUAACGUCGGGCCACGUUUCGGAUCGGUUGCAAACGCUCGAGUCGAAGCUGCUGCUACUGGACUAUCUGAUCAACGAGCUGAUGGCGUUUAAAAUGCUUGAAUCUCUGAAACCGAAGGAAAAGUCGAACGUUAUUACGCUUCACGAAUCUCCUACCGCUGCGGCACUGAAGGACAUUUGCAUUACGCUUGGGAUGGGAAAACCUCCGAACAAUGUGCCACCGAAAGCCCUGUUCGAGCGUAUCAAUUCGAGUUUGGAUGAAACGAUUCGAAAGGCGGGCGAAAAUCGUCUCAGCAAACCAUUGUUCAAUCCGAAGGAACGGCUGACGGUGGAGCAAUGGGCCAAGCUGGAAAAGUUGCAGAAGGAUCUGGACAACGAGUACGACUUGCGUAGAAAGAUGCUGCUCACGCGGCUGGAUGUAACGAUCCAAAGCUUCAAAUGGUCGAAUCGUGUAAAGGACAAGGAACAGACUAUUGCGGAACGGUAUGCCGAGAAACGGAAGGUGCUGGAUGGGCUGGAGGUAGGUGGUCGAGACACGGAUAUUGCGGCUUUGCUUGCUGCCCGCGAAACCCUUGCCAUCAUCGAGAAGACAAGCAGUGCGUCCGUGCGAAAGAACACAAAGAGCAAGAUUCAGCGUCACAUUAUUGGGCGUGUGCCGGAUCGCGGUGGCCGAGCGUAUGAGCACAACCCACCGCCGCUAGAAAUGCCAUCCUGGCAAACGCAGCGCAGUACUGGUGGUGGUGGCGGCCGAGGAGGAUUCGGUGGUGGCAGGGGUGGCGGCCGAGGCGGUGGUUCCGGCGGAGGAGGAUUCCAGCAACAGCAAGGAAGCUACAACAACAACAAGGGCUACAAUCAGGGUGGAGGAGGUGGCCAAAGCUAUCACCAAGGAGGCCGUGGUGGGUAUGGUCAUGGAGGCGCUGGUGGCAUUGGCGGAAAUGGCAACGGCAAUGGUGGCGGAGGUGCUGGAGGAUUCCAUCAGGGCGGUGGUGGAGGUGGCCAUAACCAGAACCGAGGAAGUCGAGUGCAGGGCGGCUGGUCCCAACCACAACAAGAUUACAAUCACAGCGGCUAUGGAUCGGGCUCGGGACGUAGUAGCUACAGCGGCAACAGCGAUCAGUACAGUAACCAUUCUGGCAGCAGUCGUGCCAGCUACAACGACCAUCAUCGUGGUGGUGGUGGUGGCAGUUAUAGCGAUCGUGGUUAUGGUGGCGAUCGGGGUGGUUAUGGCGGUGAUCGUGGUGGAGGCUACGGUGGUGACCGGGGAGGUAAUGGUGGGUAUGGAGACAACCGUAACAACUACGACAACGAGUACAAUAACCGAGGCGGUGGCCGUGGAGGUGGUGGUCGUUCAAACUACAAUCGAGGGGGUGGACGACGUUAAGAAGCACCUUUCAUCACGUUCCAUAUGCAUUUUCAAUUCGUUUCCUGCCAUAUAGAGAGAAUGUGGCACAUAGCAUUCAUGUUCUGUUCAUUAACCCAUCAAUAAAGUAAUCUUUCGUUGCGUCAAUGGCUGGAUCAACACUCUGUUCCUUUUAAUGUUCAUGUAUUACGUAUGCCGUUGUUGUAAUUAUGAUCUUGUACUUCAUUGUAAGCGAAAUAGAUCUGGCCAGUGUUACUGUAGGGUUGGUAGUGAGACAAAAUAAAAUGUAAAACAUGUAUUACCGUUUUGAAUAUA